UAAAUUGGUCAUUUUUCUAUCAUUUUCUUAUUGCAGAAAAGGAUCAAGAGAGGGGAGGAAUGGGCUUCUUUGCCAUCACUUAGUUUCAAUCGCAUGAAUCGAUUCCUUCCUUAAAAGCAACCAAAACUUUUACUUUUGUCGGGCUUACAAUUUUUGGUGCCCCGUUUCUGUUCCAGACACAGGAAGCUGGCAACCUAAAGCAAUGCAUUAUACUAUGCCCACCAUGCAAGCCUUUGUCAAUGCCCCCUCCAGGGUUAUUUAGCAGGACAACCUGAGAACCCCCCUUCAAAAUUCGUCGCAGAGGCCUCGCGAAACGAGAGCGAGAUGGGGAACGUGCUUGCCGGAGAUGGAGAGAAGAAGGCAAAAGAGUUCGAGCCGAUCAUGGAGAGAUGUUACGAGAACCACUUCAAACAGAACGAGCUGGAGGACAUGAGCUUGGCGGAUUUGUACCGCCUUGUUUGCGAAACCGUCGAAGAAAUCAAUAAGAAGCUGGGGAACACGCAACUUCGAGUGCCAAAGGUCUCCACUCUCAGGCAUGCUUAUGAGACUCACCAUCAAGGGAAGGGGAAAUCGUUGACCAAGGAAGAGUUCCAGAGAAUCCUGCAAGAGGUGAUCGUGGACACGGGGUUCACCGGCGUCGGAGCCAAGGACAUCCUCUUCUACCUCUUCGGUGUCCCAGCGACUGCACUGUUCAUCAAGCAAAGAGUCGCGCCGCGAGCGAUUCGCGACGACAUCUUCAUCCCCGGAAUCACCUCCGCCACCGUCUUCCUCCUAGCUAAGUUCAACAAGAUAUGAACUGACUCAAACAUACGUCGUUUGCAUGUGGACUUUUUAUAGUUUGUGCUUGUCUUCCCUUCAUGUAUGGAUAAAGGAGGAUCAUUUGCUCUU
Molecule: messenger RNA, 888 nt
Organism: Rhodamnia argentea
Lineage: Eukaryota; Viridiplantae; Streptophyta; Magnoliopsida; Myrtales; Myrtaceae
Exons: 3
Coding region: 325-795 (156 amino acids)
Source: RefSeq, a predicted model, not a curated record